GGCGCCAUUUAGCCAUGGAGGUAAAGAACAGUGGCGCCACUAGUCACUUCUCUGCCGUCCACCACACCAUCAACACCUCCAGCUCCUCCAGUUCCAUCAACCAUUACUCCAAUUUCAUGACAUUGUUUUGGGGUGUUGCUGCUGGUGAUGACAUCUCUGAAGACUUGCAGCUGCCCACAACACGACCUUCACCACACAGCAGCUGCCCACAACACGACCUUCACCACACAGCAGCUGCCCACCACACGACCUUCACCACACAGCAGCUGCCCACCACACGGACUUCACCACACAGCAGCUGCCCACCACACGACCUUCACCACACGGCCUUCACCACACAGCAGCUGCCCACCACACGACCUUCACCACACAGCAGCUGCCCACCACACGACCUUCACCACACAGCAGCUGCCCACAACACGACCUUCACCACACAGCAGCUGCCCACAACACGACCUUCACCACACAGCAGCUGCCCACAACACGACCUUCACCACACAGCAGCUGCCCACAACACGACCUUCACCACACAGCAGCUGCCCACAACACGGACUUCACAACACUGAGAAUAUCUUUAACCUACAAGAUUCGAUAAACUUAGACAAUAUAUUUAAGAGCCUUAAUUAAAAUGUAAUGUCUUUCACAUUAAAGAAAUGUUCAAGGAACACAAGAAAUACAAAAAAAGGAGACGUCUGAGACAAGCCUCAACUGCUGUAUUUGUCAGCAGGAGGACAACAUUCACACAAUUCGGGAGCUUUAAGCUCGGGGAAAAAAAAAAUAUACCUACCUCAACCCUACUAACAAUAGUAGUAAUGAGGCAGAUAGCCUCAAUACUGCCAUUAUUAGUAGUUUGAGGUGAUACAUUUCUCAAAUUUCAUGGCAAGUGUUGUGACAGUGUACAGUCAUGUACAACAAUCUUCACUGGAAACACUUCGGCAUGCAACACUGGAGACUAGUCUAUCACAACCUCUUUUGUCCUCUGCCGCA
This is a messenger RNA of Cherax quadricarinatus, 987 nucleotides long. The record is from RefSeq and is a predicted model, not a curated record. Lineage: Eukaryota; Metazoa; Arthropoda; Malacostraca; Decapoda; Parastacidae.